AUGCAGACAAUUCAUCAACAAUCAACGAUAUCAUUGGAUGCUCACUAUCGACAACAACAACAACCUGAGAUGAUAAUAAUAGAUGACAUAGAGGAGGAACAACAAACCGAUAAUACUAGUAUGGUGACCGAUAUUGUUGUUAACGGUAAUGAAAAUAUUGAUGUGAGUAGAGCGGUGAAAAGUAAUGGCAAAAUUGAAAAGAGGAAACGGAUGCUGGAAAGGAGAAGGAACAAGAUACAUCAAAUUAAAAGGAAAUGGAAGGAAGUGAAUAAUAUGCGAGCUUGUGUAGAAGAGGAAGUUGAAGAAAAUAAUGCAACAACUAACUGUGGUAAUGCAAUUUCCAAAGAUGACUUGAAGAAUGUGCUGUCAUCUUUACUCGAAGGAACAGUCCUACAAGCUAUGAAGACAAUGCAAGAGGAAAUAUCUUCUCUCAAGGAGCAACAGGAAACACUCCUCUCUAUAAUAGCCAAAUCCGAAACUUCAAAUAAUACCACUAGUGUUAUUACCACUCCACAAUCAUCUACUUCCACUACUCCUACUCCUCCUCAUCAUUUCUCUAAGCAACAACCUUCACAAGUACCACCACCACCAUCAUCACACCUCUUACAUCAACCUAAGCAUCACGGUUCUGUAGAUAAAGAUUGCUGGGUUAUUUGGAAUAAUGCAAUUUAUGACAAGUUACAUCUUUUGAGAAGAAUGAAAACAAUUAAAUAUCAUGAAUGGGAAGAUUUCGUGGCAAGAGAUGCUCUCAUUUGGAGGCGACACUUUGAAUUGAAAGAUCAAUAUAAAACCUCUGACAAGAAACAACAUUACACACAAUAUGUGGACUAUAUUAGUCCAGUAAUGCAUGCUAAGGAAUUUCUUGGAAAAACCCUCCAAAAAAUCAGAGAAGGAUCAUUCAAGAACAAGGAAGUAUCUCAAGAUAUGCUUAACAAAAUGCUCGAUAGUGUUUCAAAGGAGGCCAACAUUGGCCCAUACCAACAAGACAUGCUCAAGAAGAAGGAAAUUACACCCAAGUCCAAGAUUAACUCACCUUUCUGGUGGUUGAAUCUCGAUAUUUAUAGACAGCUUUCAAUUUUGGUGGAAAUGAAAAUUGUUUCCAAAGUUGAUUGGAAUAAUUACAUGAAAAAGGUAAUGCAACUGAGUGACUCGAUUUUGGUUGAAACUGACCGAGCCCAGAAAAUCAUUACCUUUGGCGAGGAUUUAAUGAAAUCUAUCAAAGAAAAGACCUCUACUGACAAGUGGUUCCAAUUUUUACAAAAGAAGAGAUUGGAAGAGUAA
Naegleria gruberi is the source of this 1281-nucleotide messenger RNA. RefSeq lists its product as uncharacterized. The record is from RefSeq and is a predicted model, not a curated record. Lineage: Eukaryota; Heterolobosea; Eutetramitea; Acrasida; Naegleriidae. The transcript has a single exon. The coding region runs from base 1 to 1281 and encodes 426 amino acids.